This is a messenger RNA of Maniola jurtina (meadow brown), 3938 nucleotides long. RefSeq names its product cyclin-T (gene CycT). Gene Ontology annotation, molecular function: cyclin-dependent protein serine/threonine kinase activator activity. Lineage: Eukaryota; Metazoa; Arthropoda; Insecta; Lepidoptera; Nymphalidae. The transcript is spliced from 15 exons. Gene Ontology annotation, cellular component: nucleus; cyclin/CDK positive transcription elongation factor complex. Gene Ontology annotation, biological process: positive regulation of DNA-templated transcription, elongation; regulation of transcription by RNA polymerase II. The coding region runs from base 1 to 3081 and encodes 1026 amino acids. The record is from RefSeq and is a predicted model, not a curated record.
AUGGCUGGUGGACAAGAAAAAUGGUAUUUUACAAAAGAGCAACUACAGAACUCGCCAAGCAGAAAAUGCUGUUUAGAUGCAGAUAAAGAGCUAGCCUAUCGGCAGCAGGCCGCGAACCUCAUCCAGGAUAUGGGCCAGCGGCUUCAAGUAUCUCAAUUAUGUAUAAACACAGCCAUUGUGUACAUGCACCGCUUCUACGCGUUCCAUUCCUUCACACAGUUCCACAGGAAUGCUAUCGCUGCGGCGGCGCUGUUCCUCGCCGCGAAGGUGGAGGAACAGCCUCGGAAGUUAGAAUAUGUGAUAAAGGUGGCCCAUGUCUGCCUCCACAGAGGUGAAGGUGUCAAUGCACUCACCUCGGAACAGUACCAAGAACAGGCCCAGGACCUUGUAUUCAACGAGAAUGUCCUACUACAGACGUUAGGGUUCGAUGUAGCGAUCGACCAUCCGCACACUCAUGUGGUGCGGACCUGCCACCUUGUAAAAGCCCCCAAGGAUCUGGCGCAGACAUCAUACUUUAUGGCGUCAAACAGUCUGCACCUGACCACUAUGUGUCUACAGUACAGGCCCACGGUGGUCGCAUGUUUCUGUAUACAUUUGGCUUCGAAAUGGAGUAACUGGGCGAUCCCCCAAUCACACGAAGGCAGGCACUGGUUCUCCUACGUGGACAGGAGUGUGACUACGGAGCUCUUGGAGCGGCUAACGGCUGAAUUCCUGCACAUAUUCGACAAGUGCCCGUCCAGGCUCAAACGGAAGAUGAUGACUAUGUCUAACAGUGGUAGUUCCCCGCACUCAAAUGCACAUCCCUCCGGCUCGGGUGUCGCGAACUCGCCGUUCGAUAAAAAACAUUCGCUUGUCAACAGCGACGAGAUCGACAAGUCGUUUGAUAAAGAGUACGAACGUGAGAGACGUCGUCAACUCCCCCCGGCUCCGGGCGGUUACGUGCCCGCUACGACCGCGCAACCCGCGCCGCAACCGCAGAAGAUAGACUACAACCUGUAUAGAGAGAAGCGGGAGAGAGAGGAGAGAGAGCGGCGGGAGGAGAGAGAUAGACGGCAACAGAACGCAAACGCUAGAGGUCGUCAAAUCCCACCGGGUCCGAGCGGUUUUGAUCCCGCGGCAACCUCGCAACCCGCGGCGCAACCGCUACAGAGAGAAGCGGGAGAGACCGGAGAGAGGAGACAACAGAGUGCGAACGCGAGAGGUCGCCAAAUACCCCCCGGUCCGAGUGGUUUCGAUCCCGCGGCGACCACGCAUCCAGCAACAACUGUACAACCCGCCACCCAACCACCGCAACCCCAACAGAGAGAAAAGGGAGAACCCGGAGAGAGACGGCAACAGAAUGCAAACGCGCGAGGUCGUCAAGUGCCACCGGGUCCGAGCGUGUUUGAUCCUGCGGCUACGUCGCAACCCGCAGCGCAACCGCCACAGAGAGAAGCGGGAGAGAGUGGAGAGAGGAGACAACAGAAUGCGAACGCACGAGGUCGUCAACCGGGUCCGAGCGUGUUUGAUCCCGCGGCAACCUCGCAACCCGCAGCGCAACCGCCACAGAGAGAAGCCGGAGAGAGUGGAGAGAGGAGACAACAGAAUGCGAACGCACGAGGUCGUCAAGUGCAACCGGGUCCGAGCGUGUUUGAUCCCGCGGCAACCUCGCAACCCGCAGCGCAACCGCCACAGAGAGAAGCGGGAGAGAGUGGAGAGAGGAGACAACAGGCAUUACAAAGACCAAUUGGGGUAGCCCAACCGAAUACAAGGCCAAACCACCCGCCACCACAUCACAGGCCUGCAUCCUCCCAACACCACAAACCCCACCAUCCCUGGCCUCACAAGCCUCCCCAUCACAAACCUCCGCACGACCAUAGACACCACAGACAAAUGCCCGGACCAUCGACAAGUGGUCCACAUCCUCCAACUGAGGUUCCCCAAAAUGUACCUCAAAGGACGCGUCCGCCAUCUUUGUUUUCACCCGAAAACGCGUCAACUCCGUCCGCUUCUGCAGCGGCCGCGUCCGCUCCGAGACGACCCAACCCACCCCAACCUCAAAGGCCUAUUCCAAGACCCGAACAGAGACCUCAAAACUCAAACACCCCUAUUCAACAAGCCCAACCGAAUAUCCCCGAACAAAAGCCCCCAAGUCCGCACAAAAAACGUCCAGACCCCACAGCAGUCGUCCGAGACAUGCAACCCCCAGCAAUUCUAUCCCCCUUUUCGUCACCACCGAAUAAAAUGGUCGACAAAAGACAAAGACUGCCAUCCAACUCCGAACCUGAACUAGUACCUGUAGUUAAAAAAAUAGAUGAAACUCCCGGAUAUGAAAAUGUGAUACGAGACUCUCAAAGGGGAAACGCCAUCAAAACCAGGCCACCCGAAAGGAAACCUGAAUCUUCUAGACCUCUUAACGGCAUCGAGACAGACCCCACCCUAGUUUCAAAUUUACUCAAAGAGAGUUUGGCUAAACCUGCUCCAAUUACUGUACCUGUGGAGAAAAAGUCUCCGAUAGAAAUUAAAAAGGAACCAAUCGUUGAACCACCCCUUCAACCGGUCGUACCACAAGUUGUACCCCCAAUGGCUCCACCCCCACAAUUCGAACCCCCACCUAACAUGAAUCCACUACCUCAAACUCAAAACCCACCCCAAAACCAAAACCAAACCCAAUCAGAAGAACCGGAACACAAACACAAGAAAGAAAAGAAAAAGAAGGACAAACACAAACACAAAGACCGCGACAAAUCUAAAGAGGAGAGAAAGAAACACAAAAAAGAUAAAGACAAAGAUAAGGAAAAGAAAGAGAAGGAACAACCGGCCCCGCCCGUUCCCGAAACGGACGGGAUACGAAUAACUAUCCCACGCGAUAAGUUAUCAGCCAGUCCGGGAUUAAAGAUAAAGAUACCGAAAGAAAGAUUGGCGGCGCCACCUCCACCACCAAACGCUGGGUUAAAGAUCAAGAUAUCGAAGGAGGUUCUAGAAACGUCGAGAAAGAGGACUGGAGUCAACGAGCCGGGGCCACCACAGAAAAUGGCGCGGCACGAGGCCCCUCCCGUUAAUAAGGUCGACAGUCUUGGCAACGGGCACCUGGGCAAGUGAUGACGUCACGCGCUACGUGUGUCGGCGUUCCUGCAACAAACGGACCUCACUAGUGUAGUGUAACUACCGGUUUAUUAUUUUUCGUUCCGUUAUUGUGUACCAGGGUGAUUUCGAAGAUAUUAGUCCUAUUUUUUUUUCAGAAAAAUUCUAAAUUGGCGUCAUUUUACAAUUUGACAUUAAAACAUUUUGUUUUCUGGAACUGUUUGGUGAAAAACGCUUUAAAAUCAUUUACUAAAAAUCAAAAACUAUUCUCGUUUGUAUGAUAAGAUCAUAAAAAUUCGAUUCCACCCGGGACAAUAACGGUACAUUUUUUUCAUACUUGUAAACGUUACUCGUUCUCUCAUCACCAUGGAUGAUACCGGUAUUUUUGGAAAGGUGAUACCGCUUUGGGUACCGGUGAACGACCAGACUUGUCUGCCAAACUUGUCUUGUUUGUGCUAUAAACAUUGUUAAAAAUGUCUGUGAAACUGUCAUACAUAUGAGCAAUGCAAUGUUUAUAACAUAAUGUUAGACAUGUUUAUUGAAACACAAGUGUUUGCUACACGACUUUGAUCGUUCACUGAAGCCCCUUUUGGAUCGUUUUGUCAUUUAUUUACUCUGUCAGAGUAUGUGUAAACUUUUUUUUGCAAUAUUUAUAAAAAUCAAAGUAUAAAAUAUAAAAAAAAACAUUAUUUUUGUAUUUUUCAGCGAUUCUCUAUCUAUACGUAUACAUGAUUAAAACGGUCCGUGUGUACUAAACAAAAAAAAAAUUGUGUUUGUAAAUAUGGGAUUUAAAUUAUUUUUGUCCAAUAAAAUUGUACAUAAAAUUAUUCGAACGCGUCUCUUUCAUAGAGUAAUAAUAAUAAAAUUAAUAUUAU